Colletotrichum chrysophilum is the source of this 4116-nucleotide messenger RNA. RefSeq lists its product as uncharacterized. The transcript has a single exon. The coding region runs from base 1 to 4116 and encodes 1371 amino acids. NCBI's taxonomy places the organism in Eukaryota, Fungi, Ascomycota, Sordariomycetes, Glomerellales, Glomerellaceae. The record is from RefSeq and is a predicted model, not a curated record.
AUGUUCUACCCACACAAUAUCCAUACGUCAUUCCCAACCAAGAACACGGCGCAGCCGCAGUCAUCCUCUUCAUCGUCGUCGUGGCGGAAGGACAACGAGACCGAGGAUUCGAUCACAUACUUGGACAUUCCUAAGCCCGUCAGCUCCAUCAUGGCAGACAACAGGCGUCUGAACGGUACCCCAAUGGACGCCAAGUACACCAGGGACGAAGUCAAGGCCGCCGUCCGCACCCGCAGAGAGAACAGAAAGAACGAGGAACGCUUGAACCAGCAGAGGAAGGGGAUCCUGGCCAAAAUGCAAUCGGACAACGGCCUCACACGCUACUUCUUCUCCGUCUUCCCCGACGGCGCGCCCAUCCCCGGGAUUACAGCCUUGGAGGACUGCGUCCUUGGCAUCCGCCAUUCCGAGGGCCGCAAGCUCGACACGGAGAUCACCGAGGCCGAGGUCUCCCGCGCCCUGGAGCUUUUCGCCGACCAAGUCAAGUGGCACAACGCCAGCCUCACGCCUGUCGGCACCGUCAGCGAAGAGUGCGUCAAGGGCUCCACCGCGGACACGCUUACGAUGUGGCUUGAGACCCUACGGCUGCGACGGAAGCUUUCCGAGACGACGGAACAUUCUGAGGGAUUGGCCUUGCAAGCGCGAAUUGAGAAACUGGUAGAGAAAAGAGUCCGCGCGACGGUAGAAAAGCAGAAGGCCGCGCUGUAUCCCGAGGCGAGUGGCAGCGGAAUCCCCAAGAGGGCUACUAAGUGGCCGGAAAGCCGGUUCCAACAUCCCAAGACCAGAGGCGGGCACACGGAGUCCACGACACAGGAACGGAUUGAGGCGUGGGCUGCGUGGGAGCGCGCCAAUGACCGUGCGGACGCGCGGAUCAAGCGCCAGAACGAGAAGACCGCGAAGCAAUUGGAGUGGGAGUUGGAUCAGCAGCAUGCGGCGACGCUGAAGAAGAUGUUUACCCCGACCGAGGAGGAGCUCAAGGGGCUCAAGCGCUCCUUGAAGCCGGAGACCGACGGGCUCGUCAAACCCAAAGACAAGCGUGGCGACGGUAUGAAGAAGAUUAUUGAGCACCUGAAGGCCGGUUCUGAUUCUUGGUCGUCUGACGGCAAUGACGGUUCCGAGGGGCAGAGUACUGCGCAGCCUCUGUUCUAUUCGCCUACGAAGGAGAUUCUUGAUACUUUCAAGAAGGCCUGGAAUAUGCCUCUGAUAAAGUCAAUGUUUUCCGAGAUGUCCAACCCAGAGACUGACGUCAAGGGAAAAGGCAAAGCCGUCGACCGCAGCGGAGCCGAAGAUGAGGCCGCCAAGAGAGAACGCAGCCUACAGACCUUAGAGGUUAGACAACGCCAAAUGGAAGAAGAUCUUGUCGUCGAUAACGGUGACAAGGAGCAUUUCCUGUCAGAUGCACUCCAUGACCCACACUGGACAGGCCGCUCCAAUCCGGACAGUUUCCUGAGAGGCUGGCCCGAACGUUCGAACGAGACGAUGUUGGCUGUGCUGGGGCGGGCUUCGGAGUUGUCGGAGCAGGAGAAGCAGUGGGAGCGCAAGCAGUACUGGGCCGACUCGGCUGCGCAGAUGGACGUUCAGCUGCAGAGGGUGAAGCGGCAGCGGGAGGAGAAGCUCGAGAGCGAGACUGUUGCUUCGGCUUCGAAGAAGACCAAGACCAAGACCGAGACCGAGGCCGAGGCUGAGUCCAACGAGCGUGUGCGCAAGAACUUCAGGGCCGGCUUCGAGAAGUGGAAGAGCGAGAACGUCAAGCAGGUCACUUUGGCGGAGGCGUAUCAGCACUUGUUCAAGGGCAAGGACAGCACUGCCGAGGUCAACCACCCCAACACCCCUGACGACAAGGCUGCCGGGAAGCAGAAGAUUGACGUUCCUUAUGUCGCGAACCCCCCCAUGACUUACGCGCCACGCCGUCAAGAAUUUCCCACGUCAAAUGUCAGGAAUGAGGAUCCUGAAAAGGGAGACGCCGUAUCCUGCAACUUCUGGGCUUCUCCCGAGAGGCAGCUUCUCAACACGAAGUCCCGCGACACUUCACAAGAGGAUCUCGGUAGUAGCGUCGUUGGUGGUUUGCUUGAGGAGCCUCCUAGCAUUUGCGCUGCUAAGCAAUCGGCCGCGGCCUGGAUGCAUCAGGGUCCGACGCCGCCCGCGGUGACAAGCGACGACCAAUCGCGAAGUAAAACUGAAGCUUUCCAUGAAAUGAUGAAGAGGAAUAAACGCAGUGAAGACGCGCUGCUCCAGCAAAUGCGGACGGCCGAGAAGGCCUUGAAGGACCAUGAACAAGGAAAAAUACGAUCUCGGGGAACUUUUUUUGAGGUUCAUAAUCCUCCGCCUCAGAACCCAUACGAUACAUCCUCUUUGAGAGAAGCAGCCCAUACUCCGGCGGGCCCCAGUCUCCGUCCAGGGAAGCAGAACGGAACGGAGAAAGCUCCGAGGCAGGAGAAGAAGGAAAGUCGGGGCAACGGGGCUGAGAUGCCCUCCGGCGACCGUCCAAUCUGGGCGACCGCAAGCGCGUACCCACAGCCUGCACAAAGACAUUACCUGACACCCAAGCAGCCUUCGCUUUAUGUGGACACCCUUCGCGGGCAGUAUGCUCCCAUAAUCGCUGCGUCGUACGGCUCCUACAAUGUUGCCCCGCCGGCAACCGUCUCGACACCGUUCCCACAGCCCGAGAACCGGAACGAAGCUAAGAAGACCCCCGGUCAAGAGAAGAACGGCCAUAUCUCCCACUCCUACAAUCAGCGUCCCUCUCUCGACCUCAAGCAUCCUUACCCGUACAGGCCCAACUAUACUUCUCCGUACGCGCCCAACUGGACUGGCCCGUCGACGCCCUACUAUGCUAACUGGAUGAACUAUGCUUCCCCGUCGACACUCAACUACGCUGCCGUCCCGGCAUUCUACUCUGCUACCCCGCCGACCAGGCCCAGCUAUCCUACCCCAUACACGCCCAACCAUCCUCUCCGACACACAGCCUGCUAUGAUGUCCCGCCGGCACCCUCUGUCCCCCCGCCGGCACCCGUCCGGACAGAAACGACCCGAGCAAUGGCUCAACCCCCCCGGCCUGCUCCUAAGCCGCCCGUCGACUUUGAGUUGGCGUACAACACACUCGCCGCCAAGUUCCAGAACUUGCACAUCUCCACCGCGGCGACCGUCCGGGCCUUGAACGAGGACCUGAAGCGGGCGUCCACCUCGGUCGAUAGGAUGAUUCAGAAGAUGGCGGAGAAGGAGGCUGCUUCUUCAGAGGCUCCUCAGACUAGUUCUGCAACACGUCCAUUGUAUCCCGAUGUGGGCGUCCCCAUCCCCGAAGAGGCUGCAGAUAGCGUUGCAGAGGUGGAUGACGAGGUCGGGCUAUACACAGAAGGGAACGAGCCAAUGAGUUACUGUGGACCUUACGUUGAGGACGAUGAGGAUUCCAUGAACCAUUACAACCAGGAUGAUCCACCUACUUUGAUGGAUUCUGAGGAGGAAGAGUCUUCAGAUGAGGACGAUGAGGACGAGUCUUCCGAUGAGGAUGACUCUUCAGAUGAGGAUGAGUCUUCAGAUGAGGAAGAUGAGGACGACGACGAGUCUUCAGAGGGCGACCAAGACGAAUCUUUAAAUGAGAACGAGCCUUCGUGCGAGGAAGAGUCUUCGUGCGAGGAUGAGCCUUCAUACGAGGAAGAGCCUUCACACGAGGAUGAGUCUUCAUACGAGGAAGAGCCUUCACACGAGGAUGAGACUGUGAUGGAGAACGAGCCUGUGAUGGAGCCCGAGCAGGACGAAACCGAGGAGAACGAGCCUGAGCAAGAGCAGUGCCCGUGCCCUGAAUGCCAAUGCGCCAACGCUUCCUGGUCCCACAUCGGCGGCUACGAUGACGAGGCCUGCGAUGGCGAGGACAUGGUCUGCGACUGUGCGGAAUCUGACGAUACCCUUCUCGACAGCUGCUACUGCGCCACGUGCGAAUUGCUCCGCGAGUCGGGAGCUGAAGUCCCCGAGGAAGUGGCGGUGUCGGUUGCCUCCUCCGUGACAGAGGGCGAGACCGCGGAGGUGGAGAUUGACGAUGAGGAUUACUGCAUCCUGGACGACGAGGACCGAGAUGCCGAGCAGGAUGAGUACGAGUGGGUUGGCGAGAAUGAGUUUGCCUAG